This is a messenger RNA of Sebastes umbrosus (honeycomb rockfish), 6166 nucleotides long. RefSeq names its product SR-related CTD-associated factor 8 (gene scaf8). The record is from RefSeq and is a predicted model, not a curated record. Lineage: Eukaryota; Metazoa; Chordata; Actinopteri; Perciformes; Sebastidae. Gene Ontology annotation, molecular function: RNA binding. Gene Ontology annotation, cellular component: nucleus. The transcript is spliced from 21 exons. Bases 669 to 4742 code for a protein of 1357 amino acids.
AUGUGCCGCUAGGAGUCGUCGGUCUCUCUGCAGGUUUCCUAUCGACGUUAUGCGCCAUAUUGGCAGCCAGUCAGUCUCCUCCAUCUCGCCAAACGUCGAGCAUGCAUGUCUGUAUAACCGGUUAUUAUUGAGGAGAUAUCUGUAAAUACUUACAGCCCACCUGCAGAGCAACACUAUGGAGGCCGUCAAAGCCUUUAACAAUGAGCUGUACUCAUUGAACGAGUACAAGCCGCCCAUCUCCAAGGCCAAGAUGACCCAGAUCACCAAGUCUGGAAUCAAAGCUAUAAAACAGCUCUCCCAGCUCCCCCAAAGCACUGAAAGUGAAGCAGGAGGAUGGGGUGGAGAGAGUUACAAAGAGAUAAGAGAAUCCCUAACCAGCUUAGUUCUACAAGCAUGUUGUCCAGAGUGUGGAGAAGUUCGUUCAAAAGUGCAAACCAGAAUACAAGGUCCCUGGGCUGUACGUCAUCGACUCCAUUGUCAGACAGUCGCGGCACCAGUUUGGCACGGAGAAGGACGUUUUUGCCCCUCGCUUCAGCAAGAAUAUCAUUGCUACGUUCCAGCAGCUCUACCGCUGCCCUUCAGAUGAUAAGAGUAAGAUAGUGCGAGUCCUGAACCUGUGGCAAAAGAACGCGGUCUUCAAGAGUGACAUCAUCCAGCCUCUGCUGGACAUGGCUGCAGGGAUUCUCCCUCCCAUGGUCACACCUGUCAUGCCCAGCAGUGCUGCUCCAGUCAAUAACACUACACCUGGCACUCCAGCUACUCCGGCUACCCCAGCUAACAUCGUCCAGGGUCUGCCUGAUUGGGCUUCCCAGAUUACCAACACAGAUACUGUGGCUGCUGUAGCACAGAUCCUACAGAGUCCUCAGGGACAACAGCUGCAGCAGCUGGUACAGAGUCUACAGAUGCAGCAGCAUAAGCCCCAGCCAUCCCUGCUGCAGGCCUUGGAUGCCGGCCUGGUGGUGCAGUUACAAGCUCUGACAGCUCAGCUCACUGCCGCCGCUACUGCCAACAGCCUCAACCCCCUGGAGCAGAGGGUCUCCUCUUUUAAUAAGAAGCUUCUGGGUCCUUUUGAUUUUGGGAAUGAUUCUGAACGCGGUGAAGAAUCUAAAAAGGACUCGUCAUCAUCUCAAAUGCCCAUGGUGUCGGAGCCCAUGAACAACUCCCUCUUCCAUCAGCUGGCUGAGCAGCUACAACAGCAGAACCUGGAACAGUUUCAGAAGCAGCUUUUAGAGCACCAGCAGCACCAACAGAAGGCGAUGAGCAUAGAAGGGCAGGACUCAAUCUUUGGACAAGAGAACUCCGUUGCGACUGCUCAGAGCAGCAGCCAGCAACAGCUUCCUGAGCCAGAUAACAAGUUGGAUGACACUAUAGACAACCAACAGCAGGACAUGGAUCUGGACGAGGGCCCAGAUGGUAUGGAGGAGGAGAUCUUUGAGGCAGAGGAGAAGAAGAUUGUAAGCACGCGCUCCAGAACACGCUCAAGGUCGCGCUCUAGGUCUCCCAAGAGGAGAAGGUCCAGGUCCCGCUCCGGCUCACGGAAGCGCAAACACCGCAAGCGGUCACGCUCACGCUCCAGAGACCGCAAGAGGAAGUCAUCGCGGUCUUACUCGAGUGAAAGACGCGCGCGAGAGCGAGAGAAGGAGCGUCAGAAGAAAGGACUGCCUCUAAUACGAUCCAAGGCUCUAAGUGUGUGCAGCACGACUCUGUGGGUUGGACAGGUGGACAAAAAGGCCACUCAGCAAGACCUCACCAACUUAUUUGAAGAGUUUGGCCAGAUUGAGUCCAUCAAUAUGAUCCCUCCCAGAGGCUGCGCCUACAUCUGUAUGGUCCACAGACAGGACGCGUAUCGCGCCCGCCAAAAGCUCAGCACCGGCUCCUUUAAGAUUGGCUCCAAAAUCAUCAAGAUUGCAUGGGCUCUGAACAAGGGGGUAAAGCAGGAGUACAAGCAGUUUUGGGACGUGGACCUGGGCGUCACCUACAUACCUUGGGAGAAGGUGAAGCUGGAUGACCUGGAUGACUUUGCUGAGGGAGGAAUCAUUGACCAGGAGACUGUUAAUGAUGAGUGGGAAGCAGUCAAGAACGCUGAGCCAGUCAAGGAAGUUCCAAGUCAGCCAGUAAUCGUUGAGACUACGGCAGCACCUAACACCCAGACUGAGACCUACAGCCAGCAGGUCACCAUGAUGCCUGUGCAGCUCCCAGUGGCCCAGGCUGUUCCCAGUGCAGUAGGUUUGGUGCCUCCCACCUUCCCUGUCGCCAUGGGAAUACCCCCACCAGGCUACGGGCCGCCACCACCCUUCAUAAGGGCUGGCUUCAAUGCCUCACAGCCUCCACCAGGUUUUCUGCAGGCAGCACAGACAGCAGCCAUGGUCUCAGCAGCUAAUUCUCUAGUGCAGCCUUCAGUGGGAACCGGCCAAGAAGCUAUCAAGGAAUCACCGUUCGGUGCUAUGAUUCCUCCGACCACCAUCCCCGGCUUCAUGGCCGGUGUGUUCAACCCAGUGGCAGUCCAAACUCAGCAAGCCGUCAAUGAGAAAUCAUUGCAGUCUGCAGAUGGUAUGGAUGCUGCUGCAGAGCUCACACUGCAAGGCAUGCAGAAUGCAGUCCGCAGUGGCAUGGGUCUCCUUGGCAUGCACCCCACUUCGCUCACCCACCAGCUGCACCAGUCUGGUCUGGCUGGGCAGAGAAUGCCUGGCCUGAUGCCUCUGGAUGUGCGACCUAACCUCCUCCAACCCGGGGCUGCCGCCCGCUUCCCGCUCCUCAUGCAGCAGGGGCCCGUCCAGCAGGCUGCUGGCCUCCUAGAGAGCUCCCUCCAGGCUCAAGCCCGUGCCAGGGUUCCCUUCUCUCAGCUGGACCCCUUCAACAGAGCCCCCAACCUUAACAAUGAAAAUGUAUCCAAGACUGAAGACGAGUCUUCCUCUGGAGCUGAUGAGGGCAAAGACCAGGACUACCGCUUCCCUCCGAUGGAGAAGCAGAGCACAGGCCUGCUGAGGACCCCUCCACCAGAGCACAGGGAGCCCCUUGGAGGUGGCGGCGGAGCAGGAAGUGGUGGUGGAGGAGGCAGGCCUCCCUUGCUCCAGACCCCAGGGGGUCAGCCAGCCAGAACCAGCCUAGUGGGACGUCUGCAGGCUCUCGCAGGUUUCACUCCUGAUAACCGCUGGACCCAGACCAGAGGGGACUUUGAUGAACGAGAUAGCAUGCGAGCCAGCCUACAGGGCUCAGGCGUUCCAAAAGGCUUCCAGGAGGAGCGCCCCACACCUGGGCCGAACUUCGCCAGCCGCUUUGACAGCCGUCCUGGGAAUGCAGGAGGAGCAGCAGCAGCAGCUGGAGUUUCAGGCAAUGCUGGAGCUGUUGGGGGGCCACAGCCCUGGAACCGUAGUGGUGGCGGCGGUGGCGGCGGUGGCGGCGGCGGCGGCGGCGGUGGCGGCGGUGGCGGCGGUGGCGGCGGUGGCGGCGGUGGUGGUGGCGGUGGCGGCGCCGCCGCAGCGCCUUUUGAUAGCGAGCUACAUCAAGACCUAGAUGAACGAAGACGCCCGUGGGACAGGCAAAGAGACAGAGAUGAAAGAGAUUUUGACUUCAGGAGGGAGAUGAACGGCAACCGCCACAGCCGAGAGAGAGACCGGGACCGCGAGAGGGACAGGGAUAGGGAGAGAGACCGAGACAGGGAGCGAGGCAGAGAUCGCCCCAGAGAGCAUGAACGCGACAGAGACCGCGACAAAGAGAGAGACCGCGAAAGGGAACGUGAACGGGAACGUGAUCGCGGGGGCUGGACACCUCUUCUGCCUCUGCCUACACCUCUGCUUCCAACUCCACCUCUUAAUCCCAAUCUGACCCUGAACCAAGGCAAACUGCUGGCACCACUCAAACUGAACCCCCAGCUUCAGUCACGAUUCCAGUCCCCACUCCUGCCCCAAGCUCAGCCCAAACCCUCUCUCUUGGGUCUGAAUCAGCCGCCGCCUCAGGUUCAGAUUAAGUCUCCCCCUCCAUCACAGAGCCAAGCAGCUUUGCCCGAGCCCCAGGAUGAAACCCCAGCUCCGUCUGAGACACCUCAGGCCCAGUCACCACCCCCCGCCCAAUCGCCUGACCGGUCAUCUGACAACAAAAGUCAGAGCCCGUUGACAGAGGCUCCCACCCAGGCCGAGACAUCACCACAACUUGAGACCCCUCCACAAACCAAAUCGCCAUUCGAGUCCAUGGCUCUGUCCCCGGCUCUGUCCCCGGCUCUGUCCCCGGCUCUGUCCCCGGCUCAGUCCCCAGCCCAGUCCCCGGCUCAGUCCCCAGCCCAGUCCCCAGCCCAGUCCCCAGCCCGGUCCCCCUCCAGAACCACCGCUUCUCCAGACACUGAGCCCCCAAGCCAAGCCUCGCCGCUGGUUGAGGCCUCACCCCAGGACUCACCUGUGGCCUUCACACAAGCUGCCAGCCCCCCCGAAGAGACUCCCUCUCUGGAGGAGCAGGAAAGCCCAAGGAAGGAUGAGGAGGAGGAGUCACAAGAGCGAGCCUCCUCACCCCAGUGGGUCAACGGAGCUGGGAUGGACAAUAGCACUGUGGCUGAAUCUACACCCGAGGCCUCUCCUGAGGCCUCUCCUGAGCCCGCCGAAGAACCCUCUCCCGAUUCUGAGCUCCCCGAAAGUGAACCGGAGCAGCAGCUUGCGUCUCCUGAGGACGUAGACAAUGAACAGAGUGAGCCCAUGGAGGAAGCUGCGAGUCAGCCAGUGGUAGACACUGUCACAGACACUGAGGGGACAUAAUCAUCACUCAGUAGGUAAAAGAUCAUUUUGUAAAGUUGUCUCUUCUUCUCUGUACUCAUGUCAGCAAAUCACCACACGGGACAUGGCGAAUACUGACUCACAGCAGUUAUUGUCUUAUAACCAAUAACAAAUGAUUUUAUCUCUCACAAAUACCAGUGUACUUAAAUAGAAGGCUCGUUAGCUGAUUUAUUGAUAGACAAUUUUGUUUGUGUUUUUAUUUCCUUUUUUUUUUUAAGUUGUAACGCCGCCCCACACGUUUUAAUUAAUCUUAAGCUCGGCGAAUUUUAUUGAAUUGCCUACCAAAAUGUUUCAAUUGUAUAUGGGGGAAAAUGCGCUUUGACCUUCCUAUGGAAGAGAGUAAAACAUCCUGGCUGUUCGACAAAUGGAUUCAAUACAGUUGCACACAAUACUUGAAAAAGGCAGUCGCUGGCCCAUUUUCUGUCUCCUCUUCUUUUUAAAAUGCUGCUGCAAAGUUUUCAGUGAAUGCUUUUGUGGUGUCCUGCUUUCUGUUUCUACGCAGAAAAAAAAAGAAAAAUAGCCUGCAUACAGUGAGACAAGUACAGCUACUUAUAAUUGGAAAAAGAUGAACAUUUUUUUUAGAAAGAAAACAUGAAAAUGUUGUAUCCCCAAAAUAAAUGUCUGUAAUUUGUUUCUAAUUAUACAGUGAACACAAACAGAAAACAUUACAUGCCAGGGGGGAAGAAAAAGAUAAAGAACAGAGGGAUGUUCUCAUGUUGGGUGCAUAUUGUUUUAGUUUGAAAUAAACAUGCUUUGUCUGUUAAAAAAAAACCACAUGCUUUAGGACUGUUUUCUGACCCAGGACCAGUGGAAACUAAAACCGCUUUGCAGACUCGUACACAUUGUGUGCUGUCGCUGCAGUCGAUUUGAUGUUCUCGCAACUCAAGUUGCCGCUAUACCAUCUCAUCCACAGAGCACUUUGUUGGAUGCAACCGUGGGACUUGUAGUUUUUAGUUACUGAUGACUUCCGCCUGUAUGUUUCCCUAAGCUUUUUGCUGGGUGACUGUUGAGGAUGGGAUUGUGCCUUUUUGAAUGGAUUUGUCGUUCAUGAUGCUACCCAACACUACUGUGUGAUGUACACCAGACUGUGCGUGCGACUCGGUGUCAGACAGCUCUAUGAACACAAUGCUACCUGCGCAGAAUUGACUGGCCCGCCGUUUGAAUGGUAGCUGGGCGGUUUGUACAGCACUCACCUAGAGGAGAACAAGUCUAUAUAUACUCUCCAUCGUUCUGUGCAUGCAGGCCUGUAGCCAUGUUUUAACCUUCUUGUCUCUCUUUUGUCAUUUCAUACUUGUAGUGCUUUUCUGUUGAGACAUACUACUAGAAAUCCAUAGUCUGCUGUUCUAUCAGACCAAAUGUCUACUACAGGAGUUGUGAUGUUGAAUAAAAGUUGAAGGUGCAUCGGA